Molecule: messenger RNA, 764 nt
Organism: Gadus macrocephalus (Pacific cod)
Lineage: Eukaryota; Metazoa; Chordata; Actinopteri; Gadiformes; Gadidae
Gene: serp1
Product: stress-associated endoplasmic reticulum protein 1
Exons: 3
Coding region: 139-339 (66 amino acids)
Biological process (GO): endoplasmic reticulum unfolded protein response
Cellular component (GO): endoplasmic reticulum
Source: RefSeq, a predicted model, not a curated record
ACCACAGACGGUGGGCGGGGCUUGGAGUGUAGACGUAUACAAGUUGGAGUCCGCGAAAGGCCUCUUGUCUCUCUUCCUCAAGUCCUCUCCACUCGUCCUCAACAUCUUAACUACUUCAACAACUAUUCGUUUUCAACCAUGGUGGCUAAACAGAGGAUCCGGAUGGCCAACGAGAAGCACAGCAAGAACAUAACUCUGAGGGGGAAUGUUGCCAAGUCCACGAGGAAUCUCGGGGAUGAUAAAGGUGUGGUUGGACCCUGGUUGUUGGCCCUCUUCAUCUUCGUGGUGUGUGGAUCAGCCAUAUUCCAGAUAAUCCAAAGCAUCCGUAUGGGGGCUUAGAGUGACCUCAUCUCUUGGCGGGGAGGCCAUGGUGGUGACCAAAGGAUCCUGGUUCUCUAAUUCAUGUUGAAUUUACAUUUGUACACACCUUCCCGUCGCCAUGGUUACGCCAGACCAUGAUAUUCCAAAGACUAUGGGGGUUCAAGGAAAGUUCUCCCAAAAAUCAACUUGAUUAUCAUCAUCGCCGUUUUCUUCAUCAUCAUCAUCAUCAUCAUCAAUGUCUUCGCCACCAUCAUCAUCUUCUUCAUCUUCAUUCCCUGAGGUCACUGGGACCUGGAGCUGCGAGCAGCUGUUCCACAAUGCUACGACAACAUCAUGUCAAACCAAAUCCUGUUUUUUGUUUCAACAGUAAAUGACAAUACAUCAUGUGAAUUGAUGACGUUAAGUGAGAAGGAAGUGAUGACGUAAUAAAGGUUCACAUUGCU